ACAGUCGUUUAUUUGCAUCCAGUUGACACUAAGCGACUGUCUGAACGUCUUACAAUGAAGUAUCUUUACCUAAUCACUUCGCGAAGUAAAAAAUUUCAUUUAAAACUGUUAAUUUUCGGGUGUUUGAUAAGUUCCAAUUUCGCGCUGCCCAAUUACAAUGAAUCUCGCGAUUUUCAAGGAAAAGUGCUCGGACAAAACAAUUCUAGUGGAAUCCAAAAAGAUUUUGAGUCUGCAAAUUAUUUGGAGACCGUAGAUUACAAUGGAUUACUUCCGACGCGCAAUCCGAAGCAAGACAGUAGCUUUGGAAAUGAAAAACCGGAAGGCAAGCACAUAUUUGACUACGAAAAAAAUGGAGUGAGAUUGGACGUUAACGUAGUGCCAGUAGUUAAUGAGACAGUUGGUGAAGAAGAUGAUCACUUUCCGAUGGUUCCAAUCAGAGAUUUGGGAAAAUGUAUCUUGGAUUUAUCGAUUACAUGUGUUAGAGACCGCGUAGCACGGUAUAUUGAUGCAAUUGGUCGGCUCAAAUAUGUCAAUCUGAUCGGUAACUAUGUUAAGUUCAUUAAAGUGAGGAACACCAAGGUGAGGAGGUUCAUCGAUCCCAGGGCUAUUGGCACGAACACCCAGAUUGAUCGGAGUAUUGAUGAUUUUUUUGAUAAAUUUAUCCUGAGGAUCACCGUCCCUAAAUGGAAUCUUAAGAAACAGGAACAGAAUCAGAUUGACCUGACUUUUGGUGACACUGGUGUUGUUGAAGGAAGAGGCGGCAAAGGUGGUGGUGGUGGUGGUAAAGGUGGUAAAGGCGGUGGCAAAGGAUGUAAGCAAAUGAUGAUGUGCAUGAUGAUGGCUCUAAAAAUGAAGAUGGUGGUAAUGAUGGGAUUAAUGAUGAUGAAAGGACUCAUGAUGGCUGGUUGGUCGAUGAUGAUGACCAAAGCGAUGUUAGUCAUGAAAAUGAUGAGCUAUUGGCCAUCUGGUGGUGGUCAUGGUGGAGGUCACGGAGGCGGCGGAGGAGGAGCACCCUUGAAGGAGAUCGUCCUCUUGACUAAAUCAUCUGGUGGUGGUGGAGGAGGAGGAGGCGGAGGUUAUGGUGGUGGCGGAGGUCACGGAGGUGGCGGAGGUCACGGGGGUGGCGGAGGUCACGGGGGUGGCGGAGGUCUUUCACCACCACCGACUAGUUACGGUCCUCCAUCAAGUGGCGGCGGAGGUGGCGGCGGUUAUGAUUAUAGUGGUGGUGGUGGUGGUGGGGGUGGUUGGGGCCGUAGCUUCAACAAUCGGCUGUCAAUGACCGAUCUGAUGGACCAACACUCAGAUUCUUCCAAUAAUCAACAGAUUGACCAAGUUAGCGCUUCUGUUAUCAACGUGUAUCCUGAUAGUGAAGACAAGGUUAACAACAGCGAUCGGUCAUUCAAUUUCAGGAUUGAUAGUCGUCAAGAACACGUCGGUGAAGUGAUUCAAUUGAGUGAUUCACUGGAUGAUAACAAUGUUUAUGCUAAUAAUUGGAAAAAUUAUGAACAAGCUGCUCAAAUAUGGGAUCAGAAAGAUUCGAUUAUUGCUACGCGUAUUAAGAAAAAUCAAUGA
Cotesia congregata is the source of this 1572-nucleotide messenger RNA. The record is from the annotation of a GenBank genome assembly. Lineage: Eukaryota; Metazoa; Arthropoda; Insecta; Hymenoptera; Braconidae.